This is a messenger RNA of Seminavis robusta, 390 nucleotides long. The record is from the annotation of a GenBank genome assembly. Lineage: Eukaryota; Bacillariophyta; Bacillariophyceae; Naviculales; Naviculaceae.
AUGUGCCGCGCCUCCUCCAAGCAGAUCCCCAAGAUAAUUUACUGUGACAUGAAGAAGAAACAACCCGAGGUUCACCACGAACCCCUCGAGGAAGAAAUCACGGCUACCUACCUAUCCUCCUCGGUUCGUAACGACGACGAAGAUAUGGACACCUCAAGCAACAGCAGAUGGGAUGACAUGGCAUCGCCCAGACUUCCAAAACUACCCAACCGCCACAUGAGACGAUUGCCCCCUCACGAGGAGAAUCGAAUCGUCGAGGCAGCCUCAGAGUUCCUCGAAUGGCCAUCGGGGGCGGUGCAUCCACCGACGCCCAACGUAGGCGUACAUCCUGUACGGGCCAAUGAUUCAACGUUCCUAGAAGUACGGUGGAAGGAUGAUAGCGGCGUAUAG